Girardinichthys multiradiatus is the source of this 1593-nucleotide messenger RNA. It is a transcript of the gene mbd2, whose product is annotated as methyl-CpG binding domain protein 2. The record is from RefSeq and is a predicted model, not a curated record. The coding region runs from base 367 to 1203 and encodes 278 amino acids. The transcript has 6 exons. Gene Ontology annotation, molecular function: DNA binding. Lineage: Eukaryota; Metazoa; Chordata; Actinopteri; Cyprinodontiformes; Goodeidae.
UGUUUUUAAGUCCGGAGUGAGAGAUCUUCUCUAACAGACGAUCUCUGGACAGAGUGCGUGUUUGUGUGCGUGAGGCUGUCGUAGAAGUGAGACCUGAGACGUCACAGCCUGCCGUUGGUCCAGUUCAGCUGGUUUGAUCCACCGGUUCGCCCCGCGGACACACGGAACCGAGGCUGUUAUUCCGUCAGGACCUCCCAGGUCACACAACUGUCUGAACCGAGAUACUUUCUGACCGAGUUAAGCCGAGAGAUCCCGAACCGAGGCGGGACCGCUGUCGUUAACGUUGGUGACGUCGGUCCGCCUGAGAUCACCAGGACUCACCGGAACCGAUCAGGAUCGGGAGCCCCGCGGUGGGAACGGCCAGUGAUGGAGAGGAAGAGGACGGACUGUCCGGCUCUGCCGCCCGGCUGGAAGAAGGAGGAAGUGAUCAGGAAGUCCGGACUGAGCGCCGGAAAGAGCGACGUCUACUACUACAGUCCGACAGGGAAGAAGUUCCGAAGUAAGCCUCAGCUGUCCCGUUACCUUGGAAACACCGUGGACCUGGCAUGUUUCGACUUCCGCACAGGGAAGAUGAUGCCCGGAAAACUGCAGAAGAACAAGCAGAGAUUCCGACACGACGCGCACAGCCUGGCUAAGGGAGGCAAACCGGACCUGAACACAGCUUUGCCCAUCAGGCAGACAGCGUCCAUCUUCAAACAACCCGUUACCAAGGUUACAAGUCACCCUGGAAACAAGGUGAAGACAGAUCUGCAGAGAGCCAUCGAGCAGCCCCGACAGCUGUUCUGGGAGAAGCGGCUGAAAGGUCUGCGGUCGUCGGACGUCACAGAGCAGGUCCUUCGUACGAUGGAUCUACCCAAAGGCCUGCAGGGUGUCGGUCCAGACUCCAGCGACGAUGUUCUGCUUUCAGCCAUCGCCAGCGCUCUGCACAUGAGCUCGGCCCCGAUCACAGGCCAGACGUCCGUGGCUGCUGAGAAGAACCCGGCUAUUUGGCUGAACACGUCGCAGCCACUCUGCAAGGCCUUCACAGUGACAGACGAGCAGAUCCGAGCCUAUCUGUCCACCAGCCUCAGGGUUAUCUCCAUCUUCAUCCAAAUCAAGACUGCACACCUAGAACUCCCCACAGACCCAAAAUCAACCAGCAUCGACCUGCUUCACCCAACCUUCCUGCUCAGCAAACCGUUUCCACGCCGGACAUCCGCCUGAUCCGGAGCAGCUCAGACUGCAGUAAGAGGAUCCACUGCAGGAACACUGAGAGCUGCAGCAGCAACCAAAGCCUUCAACCAGCAUUCAUCUUUUCUACUGACGCACCUCCUGAUGCCAUCAGUCUUCUUCUCAUCAGACGGACGGCAUGAUGAAUGAAGUGAAGAGCAGCUCCAGCAUUAGAACCAAAGCUGAAAACUGCAGGACAGCUUGUGCUAACUGCUAAACUGAUUAUUGGAGGCAGAUGUCAUCAGCUUGAAGUCUUCAGGGUGUAAUAAUUAUGAGAAUUUACAUAUUAAACAGAAUAAUUACUUAUUUAAAACAAAUUUUAUACCUUCAGAGAACUUUAGUGUACAUUUCUUCGACUGGAGAAAAUAAAAAGAUUAUAUUCAA